This is a messenger RNA of Penicillium arizonense, 2028 nucleotides long. Its product is annotated as T6SS phospholipase effector Tle1-like catalytic domain-containing protein. The transcript is spliced from 2 exons. Lineage: Eukaryota; Fungi; Ascomycota; Eurotiomycetes; Eurotiales; Aspergillaceae. The record is from RefSeq and is a predicted model, not a curated record. Bases 1 to 2028 code for a protein of 675 amino acids.
AUGGCGCACGGUUACGGACAUCAAGGGCCGUCAGGCACCCCGAAGCAGUUCGUGCUCUGUUUCGAUGGCACCGGAAACAAGUUUGCCGGUGAUGAGUCCGACAGCAAUGUGCUCAAAAUUUUUCGCAUGCUCGACCGCAGCAAAAGCCACCAGUACCAUUACUACCAGCCUGGUAUUGGCACAUAUGUGACAUCUAAGUCGCUCUCCAGUCAUGGCCGCAUCCAGCGUAUCAAGUCUGCGUAUCAAAAGGCCAAGGACUCGGCGGUCGGGUCCUCCUUUGACGAACAUGUCAUGGGUGGGUACAAGUUCUUGAUGCGAUACUAUUCUCCAGGCGACGAGAUCUUCUUCAUUGGCUUCAGUCGUGGCUCAUAUAUCGCGCGAUUCUUGGCCGAGAUGCUCGAUUAUAUCGGUUUGCUGGAAGCCGGAAAUGAAGAACUGGUUCGUUUCGCGUGGAAGACAUUUGCGAAAUGGCAGCAGCGAUCCGACGACACGGAAGAGGAUCGCGAAGAGAAGAAGAAACUCUUCACGUAUAUGAAGGCCUUCCGUGAAACCUUCAGUCGUCCCAUCUCGCGCAUCCGUUUCAUGGGUCUGUUCGAUACCGUGAACAGUGUGCCGCGCUUCGAGUCCGCGUGGAUGCAACGCACUAAAUUCCCCUAUACAGCACGCAGUUCAGCCAGGGUAAUCCGCCAUGCUGUGGGAAUUGACGAACGCCGUGCCAAAUUCCGUCAGGAUCUGAUCUCUGGCCCUCGCCCUCGGGGACAGAAGCACCACCGUCAUCGCCACCAUCUGCCCAAGAACCCGCUUGAGAGUCACAUGGAGCGCCACCGUGAUGCCCAGCGUCAUCUGCAUCUUUUCCACCAGGACCACAAACAGCAGAAAGAUGAGAAGACUGACGAACGCCCGGAUGCUGUCCCAUCCAUUCGUUUCAACGAUAACUCCGAAGAAGAGAAGCAGAACAACAAGGCCGAACCUGAACGUGAAGUUCCUGGCUGGGGACCUCACCAGGGCGAGUCAUACUAUCACAGCGCGCAGCACUCGCACCAUAACUCUCAACAAACCUCUCGCGCAGGAAGCGAAACCGGCACCAUGCAGCAACAUGCAUACCGCGCACCCUCACCCCGACGCAACCUCGCCGUGCCAAAGGCCUCAAUGGAAGACCUGCACUCGGUACAAAGCAAGGAAUCCUGCCAUAGCGGACACUCAAAUGUGCUCUCCGUACACAUCCCGGGAGAAGAAUCGGACGAUGACGAAGAUGACCAGGACAUCCACGAGAUCUGGUUCCCAGGCUGCCACGCAGACAUUGGCGGAGGCUGGAAACUGCACGAUGGUGAGAUGUGGGCACUCAGCCACGCGCCCCUUGUGUGGAUGACCCAGGAAGCACAAAAGGCCGGCCUCGAACUAGACGAGCGCAAGAUGAAGCAGUUCCAGUGCCUGGAGGAGUUCCAGGGUGACUACACUCCUAUCAGGGAGGAGAUAAAUGCGCGCCGGCCGAGUCGUUGUGUCGAGGGCCACGGCGAUGACGCUGAUAUGUUCCGUUCUGCACCUGAUGAGAAGGAGCGCUCGGCUGCUAGCCGUGAUUUCUGGCAUGCGCUGCAUACGUCCAGCACGAAGGGUCUGAUGCAUGACUGUCUCAUGUUUAACCAAGGCAUUCCUGCUAUGUCGGUUAUUUCGUGGCGCAUCAUGGAGUGGUUGCCGUUCCGGCGUAUGGAUUUGCAGCCCGAUGGGUCGUGGAAGCCGAUUAGCUGGCCCCUGCCUCGUGGCGAGGUCCGCGAUGUGCCGAAAAAUGCUGAAAUUCACGUUUCUGCUAUUCGCCGUAUGCAGGCCAACAAGGGGUACCGUCCUGGUAAUGUGAUUGUUGGUGGCGGUGGUCGCGGUAUACGUGUUGCGCCGGAGGAACAUGGUAUGGGUGAGUGGGUGGUUUACAAGAAUGAGGGUGAUCCAGUGCGCGAAACAUAUGUCCGCAAGGACGUCACUAAGUGUAAGGAGGGUGAGGAAGAGAAGCCUCAGAAAACCCACCCUGUGUCCUAA